Messenger RNA from Cetraspora pellucida, 204 nucleotides. The record is from the annotation of a GenBank genome assembly. NCBI's taxonomy places the organism in Eukaryota, Fungi, Glomeromycota, Glomeromycetes, Diversisporales, Gigasporaceae.
AUGAAAGAGCCUAUUUUAGGAAUUGCGCUUACAGAACAAAUUGUUGAGAUUCUACCUAUAAACUAUUUAUUUAUAGUAAAUGAAUUGCAUGAACUUGACCCAUUAAUUACAGAUGAAAAUAUUAAAAUAAAUCAAAUUGUUGGUUUAUUUUUUGUGAAUAUUAAUUCUGUUAAAAAUGCACAUGUGUGGUUUGAGGAUUGUUAA